GACUUGUCCGCCGAUGACUGGGACCUGAUCGACCGCAUCACCAGUGAGAAGGCUUUACACAUCGCUGAUGAUGUAAGAGCCAGGCACUACAAGAAGUUUCAACAUUUGCAUGAGGCCCAGCACACACCCAGCCCACCUGACAGCAAGAAGACAGUGGUCAACCUGAGUGAUGUGCCAUUGGAUGAAGCGGCUUUCUGGGCCAUGAGCAAAGGCCUCAACUUUGCUGUGGCUCCGAAGUCCGUUCCCGUCAAGGAUAUCCUGUGCGGGGUGGAGAAAGUGAUAGUGGCCCUGCCUGUAGAGACUGCGGAGGAGAUCCGACAGGAGACGGUCAGGAUUCUUAAGAACUCCCGCAAGCCAAAUGACAAUCUGACUGGCGCCGAGAGAAGAGCCCUUCGGUCCUUAAAAGCCAAUGAGGCGCUCACCGUCCUUCCGGCUGACAAAGGUAAUGCGGCCGUGGUACUGGAUACGUCUGACUACAACCGGAAGAUCGCCGCCGUCUUGGAGGAUAAGGCUUACAGGAAGUUGAAGAAGGAUCCUACUGAUGCCAUAGAGCGGAAGACUGUCCUUCUUCUGAAAAAGUCCCCGAUUGCUGAGGAGGUCUGCCAACAGCUACGACCUCAAGGUUCCAGGCCACCUAGAAUCUAG
Messenger RNA from Cryptotermes secundus, 645 nucleotides. RefSeq lists its product as uncharacterized. The transcript has a single exon. The record is from RefSeq and is a predicted model, not a curated record. NCBI's taxonomy places the organism in Eukaryota, Metazoa, Arthropoda, Insecta, Blattodea, Kalotermitidae. The annotation marks the transcript as partial.